CUAACGUGCGUGAACUCAAAAUCAAUGUACUAAGUGUCUUUUUUAACGUAGUAUAUUUCUUAUUUUUUUACUCUAUGUCGACGAUUAAAUUAGUAUUAUACUAUUAUCUAGUUUAUUGGUCUCUGGUAUUAUCUAUGUUGCGAAUUAUGUUGUCCAACAUACUUAUACAUAAUAUUAAUUCAAAAUUACAAAAAAGCAAUAGUUUACUUGUGAAGCAAUGAAGGCCGCAAUAGUAACUGAAGGUGCAAGAGACUAUGACACUACAACAUUUGCAAUAGGCCUAAGUCUCGCUAUUAGUUCUAGUAUAUUUAUUGGAUCUAGUUUUAUUGUAAAGAAACUAGCAUUAAGGAAAGUUUCUACGAAUGGAGGUUUACGAGCAUCAGCUGGCGGUUUCGCUUAUUUGAAACAAUGGAUGUGGUGGCUCGGCUUAAUAACAAUGGGUGUUGGUGAAGCUGCAAAUCUUUUAGCAUAUGCAUUCGCCCCUGCUGCGUUAGUCACUCCUCUCGGUGCACUAAGUGUAUUGGUAGCUGCAGUACUGGCAUCAAAAUGUAUUAAUGAAAAACUCAACUUUAUUGGAAAGAUUGGAUGUUUUCUAUGCAUUAUUGGAUCUAUCAUAUUUGUGAUCCAUUCUCCGAAAACAGAAGAAAUACAAACCUUCAAGGAAUUGGUAUAUAAAUUAAGUGAUUAUUUAUUUGUUACAUAUGUAGGAUCUAUUAUUUUUAUGAGCUUGAUAAUUAAAAUAAUAUUUGUACCGAGAUUUGGAAAUACCAACAUUACUGUAUAUUUAUUAAUGUGUUCAGCAAUAGGAAGUUUAACUGUUGUGUUUUGCAAGGGAGUGGCUUUAGGUAUAAAAGAAACCAUUAGUGGAAACGUAAAUAAUUUUUCAAAUUAUGUUUUCUGGUUGCUGCUUAUUAGUGCUGUUGUAUGCAUCACAAUACAAAUGAAUUAUUUAAACAAAUCUCUGGAUAUUUUCAACACUAGUGUAGUAACCCCAGUGUAUUAUGUUAUGUUUACUGUGUUAGUUAUUAUUGCAUCUGGUAUUUUGUUUAAAGAGUGGGAACAUAUGAAAACUGAAAACAUUCUAGGUUGUAUUUGUGGUUUCUUAGUAGUUACAACAGCAGUUUUUCUGUUAAAUGCAUUUAAAGAUUUACAAAUAUCAUUUAAAGACUUAAAACUUAAUGCAAGACAAAGGAGAAACAUGCACAAUAUAGAAGAUUGUGUGGCAAGUGAUAGUUACAUUUUAGGAUCAUCACGAAAUACACAGUUAUGACAGUAUUAGAUAAAUUGACAGUUGUUUAGUAAUCUUUUAUAGCCAUUUAAUUUUAUUGUGUAUACUAAUUGGGUCAUAUGCAUGAGACUUGAUAUUACUGAAUAUCAUAGGGAUGAUUCAUGUUUAUGUCCAAAAUACAUUGAUAAUCCUUUCUUUUCAAUACAUUGAGUAGUGUAUCAUGUAUAAAAAUAGCAGAAAACAGGAAAAGAAGAUUAAUAACUGGAUUUUUAACAACCGUUUUUUCCAGUUGAGAAUGCUCUGGAACCCAUACAAAACAACACAAUAUGCUUGAUUCCAUGAACAUAUGAUAAUGAUUGAUACUCCCUUUACUUUCAUCCGACAGUACAAGUUAUGGUAAGUGGUAACUAUUACUGCUGUUUCAACUCUAGUGAAUGCACCCGCUGCGCCGUCCAAUGCACUGUGCAGGUGAUUUAAUUGUUUUACUUAUAUAUUUGCAUUGAAAGGUUAAGGCUCCUGUUGAAUAUAAUAUUUUAAAUAGUUUUAUUGUGUAACAUUACCAUCUGCAAAUUUUUUGUAGGUAUUGCUUACAUAGUUAUGUAAUAUAUUAUGUAUUUCAUAAUAUGGCUGAUCCAUAUUAUUGCUAUAUUUUAAGAGAUUAUAGUAUCCUAAAAUCUAAUACUAUAUAUUAUUUUAAGUGGAACUCACUCUAUAUGCCAAUUGUUCCUGUGAGGUGUGCUAAAGAUCUUUUUCCACUUGUAAUAUGAUAAAUGUAACUGGCCAUCUUAAAAGUUAAAAUAAGCAUUCCAUACCAAUUACAAGAAAAGCAUAAAUUAUAAAUGAAGACUGUCUAAGAUGUGUAUGACCUGUGCAUAGUCGUAAGUAAUGUAAAUAAAACUUUAUUAAGCUGGAAAUUCACUGAUUAGAUCAUGUGUCAUGAUCAUUAUUAGUGUGUCUGAUUUCAGUUUCCUUGAUGAAUUGCCUACCUAUUGCUAUAUAAUAGCAAUAUUGUAUAAUAGCAGUAUUGUACUGUAAGAAAUAUUGUCUAGUCCUUAUUUUGCCAUUAUUAUUAAUAAGGUCUUGUAAACUAUACAUAUUGUAUUUGAAAAAUAUUUUAAAUUUAUGUACAAUCAGCAUCAAAUUUGGUAGUGAAAUAAAGCAGUUGCUCAUA
Molecule: messenger RNA, 2399 nt
Organism: Manduca sexta (tobacco hornworm)
Lineage: Eukaryota; Metazoa; Arthropoda; Insecta; Lepidoptera; Sphingidae
Gene: spict
Product: magnesium transporter NIPA2
Exons: 3
Coding region: 218-1270 (350 amino acids)
Biological process (GO): magnesium ion transport
Cellular component (GO): membrane
Molecular function (GO): magnesium ion transmembrane transporter activity
Source: RefSeq, a predicted model, not a curated record